This is a messenger RNA of Rotaria sp. Silwood1, 1731 nucleotides long. The record is from the annotation of a GenBank genome assembly. NCBI's taxonomy places the organism in Eukaryota, Metazoa, Rotifera, Eurotatoria, Philodinida, Philodinidae.
AUGUCGCUAAUCGUUGCUUUAAUUAUUGGAACAGGCCAUGAGUUAGAAGAUGAAAUAGUUUAUCAAUUGGGAAGAAAAGGUGUAUGCGUUUUAUUUUGCUCAAAGAAUGAAAAUCAACUUGGACGGAUAAUAAAGACGUUAAGUGAUGAAGAUAUCCAGCUUAAAUUUGUUUUUCUCGAUGCUAUUGAUCUUGCAACAAUUGAUAAAGUAAUUGAACAAAUUGAUGUACAGUUUAAGAAAUUAGAUAUUUUGAUUAACCUUGGAUUAUUACUUGAUAAUAAUCACUUUAAAAUACAUAUUAAAUUUCGUGAAGGUCUUCAAGCACAAGAGUUUUUCGAUGCAUUGAAUGUAUCACAGGCAUUUAUACCACUGCUUCAAAAAUCUGGUUCCGGUAGUUUAGUUAAUGUCUAUGGUGAAAUUAGCAGUGAUAAUGUCAGAUCAAAAUCAUUGCGUGGUUUAUUUCAUGAUUAUUCAUCAAAACGUGCAUUGCAUAAGUUUAUGGAUCAAUUUGAUAAGCCGUUCAGUAAUACGAAUAUUAAGAUUAGUUCUGUUGUACUUGGUGAUGACUCGAAUGUGCAAACCAUACAACAAGAAGCCAGUCGUAUCGUGGAUUUGGCUAUGUUGCCUUUUGUUACACCUUCAAGGUCUGCAACAAUGCGUAUUAUUUACGGUGUAGUUGGUGAAGGAAUGGGGCAUGCAACAAGAUCCAAAGUUACUUUGGAAAAGCUUAUGAAAGAACAACAUCAUGUCAAAGUGGUGGUGAGUAAUCGUGCAUACAAGUUUCUUCAUGAUAGUUUUUCGAAUCGAUUCCCACGGUGUGAUACAGCUAGUGAAGGUGAAGCAGCUAUCGAUAUAGUUGAAAUUGAAGGCUUAACAAUGCAAUAUGUUGAUAAUGUAUUUAAUGAAAAAGCUUCAGUAGUACAUACAAUGCAACGUUUGCCUAAUAUACUUGACAAAAAUCUUGGUGCAUAUUAUCGAAAUUUGGUUCAUUGGAAACCUCAGGCAGUUAUUAGUGAUUUUGACAGUUUUGCGUACCUGUUUGCUAAAGCACAUGGACUACCAAUUUUGUCGAUCGAUAAUCAACACGUUGUGCAACGGUGUUUCAUUACAGAAGAAGCAAGAGAAUCAGAUCCAAAAGCAUUCCUUGCUUACAAAGGCUUUGUUAAAGCGAAACUUCCACGGUGUGAUUAUUAUAUCAUUACAGGUUUCUUUACUCCAGAAAUUCGUGAAAAAUACAAAUCUAAAACGAUGCUCGUUCCGCCUAUUCUUCGUCAGCUGAUUAUCGACGCAAAACCACUACCUGCUGAACAAGGUGAACAUUUUCUUGUUUACCAAAGUAGCAAAAGUGACAUGUCUCUUAUCCCUAUUUUGCAAGCAUUUGGUGAAAAGUGUGUUAUUUAUGGACUUGGUCGCGAGGAAAAGAUUGGCAAUUUAGAAUUUAAAGGUUUUUCCGAACAGGGAUUUGUGGAUGAUUUGGCACGCGCCAAAGGUGUAAUUGCUAAUGGUGGACUUUCUCUUAUGAAUGAAGCAUGGUCUUAUUCACCACAUGGAGGAGAGGCUGAUGGAACUUUGCUUGUAUAUAUGCGCGAUGGUUCACUUAUAGCAUAUGUUGCACAUCCAAAUCAUAUUGCCUGGCAAGACAGAAACAGUUGGGGCACUGAUAUAUCACAAUCAGGACCAAUUGCACUUGCAUAUUUUCGAAAUCGAUUAUCAAAGAUAUUAAAAGUAUAA